AUGGCAGACGAGGCAACCCGCCGGGUGGUGGCUGCGUUACCGUUGCUGAAAACAAACGCGGGACCGCGGGACCAGGAGCUGUGGGUCCAGCGGCUGAAGGAGGAGUACCAAGCGCUCAUUAAGUACGUGGAAAACAACAAGAAUGCGGACAACGAUUGGUUCAGGUUGGAGUCCAACAAGGAAGGUACCAGGUGGUUUGGGAAGUGCUGGUACAUCCACAACCUCUUGAAGUAUGAAUUUGCUGUUGAGUUUGACAUUCCAGUCACGUAUCCAUCCACUGCACCAGAAAUUGCUAUUCCAGAACUGGAUGGCAAAACAGCCAAAAUGUACAGGGGAGGCAAAAUAUGCCUUACAGACCAUUUCAAGCCCUUGUGGGCUAGGAACGUACCAAAGUUUGGGCUGGCCCACCUGAUGGCCUUGGGGCUGGGGCCUUGGUUGGCUGUAGAGAUUCCUGACCUGAUAUCAAAGGGGCUGAUUGAACACAAAGAGAAAUGA
Messenger RNA from Ailuropoda melanoleuca (giant panda), 495 nucleotides. RefSeq names its product ubiquitin-fold modifier-conjugating enzyme 1-like. The transcript has a single exon. The record is from RefSeq and is a predicted model, not a curated record. Gene Ontology annotation, cellular component: cytoplasm. NCBI's taxonomy places the organism in Eukaryota, Metazoa, Chordata, Mammalia, Carnivora, Ursidae. Gene Ontology annotation, molecular function: UFM1 conjugating enzyme activity. Bases 1 to 495 code for a protein of 164 amino acids. Gene Ontology annotation, biological process: protein K69-linked ufmylation.